This is a messenger RNA of Staurois parvus, 1002 nucleotides long. Lineage: Eukaryota; Metazoa; Chordata; Amphibia; Anura; Ranidae. The record is from the annotation of a GenBank genome assembly.
UCAGAUCAGGAGGCUGAAAACCACAAUGUGACAGCUGACAGCAGUCUACUUGAUUCUUCAUUUGCAGAGAACUCUGCUACAUCAGAUCUGGAUGUGAGUUUGUCUGAAAGUUUGAACAAAUCAUCUGAUAAUGGAGAGAUGAGCUAUGAGUCAGAUGAUGAGAGCACAGACCGAGCUUCUCCCAUUCCUGAAAUGACCCUUCGAGAAUAUCAGCUGGAAGUGGCCAGACCGGCUUUGGAAGGCGAGAAUGUUAUUAUAUGUUUGCCCACAGGAAGUGGGAAAACUAGAGUGGCUGUGUACAUCACCAGGGACCAUCUGGACAAGAGACGAGCAAAUGGCUUGCCAGCAAAAGCUAUUGUUUUAGUCAACAAGGUUCCAUUGGUUGAGCAGCAUUUCCUAAGCGAGUUUCAGCCAUACCUAAAAGAUUCCUAUAGUGUCACCAAAAUUAGUGGAGAUUCCCAGCUAAAGAUUUCCUUCCCUCAAGUGGUGAAAGCGAAUGCUGUCAUCAUAUGCACAGCUCAGAUACUGGAAAACUCACUGAUGCAGGCAGCUGAAAAUAAAGAAGAAGGGGUCCGCUUGUCUGAUUUCUCCCUGCUUAUUAUUGAUGAAUGCCACCACACUAUCAAGGAUGCUGUGUACAAUAACAUUAUGCUACGCUAUAUAAAGCAGAAAAAUAGGAAUGAGAAAAUUCGCAAGACAGAAGGCUCCACAGAAGUGGUUCCUCUUCCUCAGGUUUUAGGGCUGACAGCUUCACCAGGAGUUGGGGGAGCCAAAGACAGUAAAAAGGCUGAAGAGCAUAUUUUAAGGAUAUGUGCUAACCUUGACUCCAGGAUCAUGACUGUUAAAGAAAACACACAGCAACUCCAGAGACAAGUUAAACUUCCAUUUAAGAAAGUAGAUAUUGCUGAAGAUAAAAAGAAGAAUCCUUUUGGAGAUAAACUCAAAAGGAUGAUGGUGAAGAUUGAAAAUUUGGGAGAUUUAUCUUCAACAUCUGAACAUGGA